UCUUUCAAACUCAUCAACAAUUAUAACACACUUAUUCCUCCUUUAUAUCAUCUUAUCAUAUCACCACCCCUCCCAUGGUUACCCUUCCCGGCAACUCUCACAAAUGUCUUCAUUCUUCCGACUAUUCCGUCACCGGAGUAACGCUUCUGAUAGUGCUGACGAGCCCGAAGACGAUGGUCCCGUCUCGUACUCAACCGAGUGUUACGCCUGCACCCAAGUAGGCGUCCCCGUCUUCCACUCCACCAGCUGUGACAAUGUUAAUCAACCCGAAUGGGAAGCCUCCGCAGGCUCUUCCCUUGUCCCCAUUCGCGACCGACCCGGUUCCAAAAUUAUCCGCACCCGUUCCUCCAAAGACGGCCGGAGACGCCGGCCGUCCGGGUUCCUGAGCCGGGUGUACGACCCGCGGAGCAAACGGGUGCAGAGAUGGAACCGGUUUUUUUUACUGGCUCGCGGGAUGGCGUUGGCGGUAGACCCGCUGUUCUUUUACACGCUGUCCAUCGGGCGCGGGGGUACGCCGUGCCUUUACAUGGACGGCGCCCUGGCGGCCGUGGUGGCGGUGGUCAGGACGUUAGUGGACGCCAUACAUCUUGUGCACAUGUGGUUACAGUUUCGGAUGGCUUACGUGUCACGUGAGUCGCUUGUGGUUGGGUGUGGUAAACUCGUGUGGGACCCACAGGCUAUUGCUUCUCACUAUGUGCGGUCAGUAAAAGGCUUCUGGUACGACGCAUUCGUCAUACUUCCGAUCCCACAGGUUGUAUUUUGGUUAGUAGUGCCACGAUUGAUACGCGAAGAGCGAAUAAAGGCAAUCAUGACGACCCUCGUACUCGUUUUCAUCUUCCAAUUCCUGCCCAAAGUCUACCACUCGAUCUCGCUAAUGAGAAGAAUGGGCAAAGUCACAGGCUACAUCUUUGGCACCAUUUGGUGGGGUUUCGCCCUUAAUCUCAUCGCCUACUUCAUCGCUUCUCACGUUGCUGGUGGUUGUUGGUAUGUUUUGGCGAUACAACGGGUCGUUUCAUGUCUAAAGCAUCAAUGUAACAAGAAAAAUGCGUGUAAUCUAGCAUUGUCUUGUGCCGAUGAGGUUUGCUACCAAUUUUUGUUACCCGAGGGGGUGUUUGGUGAUCGUUGUGCUGGAAACUCAACCACGAGUUUGGUUAGAAAGCCGUUGUGUUUGGAUGUAAAUGGCCCGUAUCACUAUGGCAUUUACCGAUGGGCUCUUCCGGUUAUUUCUAGCAACUCGCUCACCGUCAAGAUUCUUUAUCCCAUCUUUUGGGGUCUUAUGAGCCUUAGUACCUUUGGAAAUGAUCUUGAGCCCACAAGUCAUUGGGUUGAAGUGAUCUUUAGUAUAUGUGUCGUGUUAAGUGGAUUGAUGCUAUUCACGUUAUUAAUUGGUAAUAUUCAGGUGUUCUUGCAUGCGGUUAUGGCAAAAAAGAGGAAAAUGCAACUAAGAUGUCGCGAUAUGGAGUGGUGGAUGAAGAGGAGACAACUACCGUCACUUCUUAGACAAAGAGUUCGUCAUUACGAACGCCAAAAUUGGGCGUUGAUGGGAGGUGAGGAUGAGAUGGAGUUGAUUAAAGACUUUCCCGAAGGCCUUAGACGCGAUAUCAAGCGUUUUCUAUGCCUAGAGCUCAUUCGAAUGGUACCAUUCUUUCAUAACUUAGAUGAUUUGAUACUUGACAACAUAUGUGAUCGAGUUAAACCGCUAGUAUUCUCAAAGGACGAAAAGAUCAUACGCGAAGGUGAUCCGGUUCAAAGAAUGGUGUUUAUAGUUCAAGGACGCGUAAAAAGCGGCCAAAACCUAAGUAAAGGAGUUGUUGCAACGAGUAUUUUGGACCCGGGAGGCUACCUAGGAGACGAGCUUCUAUCAUGGUGCCUCCGAAGGCCAUUUAUAAACCGGCUUCCAGCAUCUUCGGCUACUUUUACAUGUAUGGAACCCACAGAAGCUUUUGGGCUAGAUGCUAACAAUCUUCGUUACGUGACCGAUCAUUUUCGGUACAAAUUUGCCAACGAAAGGUUGAAACGAACCGUGAGAUAUCAUUCAGCCAAUUGGCGGACAUGGGCUGCGGUGAAUAUACAAAUAGGGUGGAGGCGGUACAUGGCGAGGAUGCGACGGUCAGUGAAUCAGGUGACAGAUGAGAAUGGUGGCAGCAACCGUAUGCUCCGGCAAUAUGCUGCCAUUUUCAUGUCAAUAAGGCCUCAUGAUCAUCUUGAAUAGAGUACAUUUGUUAUUCUUGAAACACCAUUGUUUGUGCUUCAUUUUGGUAUUCAUAUUAUAAAUUAAGAAAUGGUGGAAAUGCUGGAGUAAAA
Messenger RNA from Helianthus annuus (common sunflower), 2304 nucleotides. RefSeq names its product cyclic nucleotide-gated ion channel 2. Gene Ontology annotation, molecular function: monoatomic ion channel activity. Bases 104 to 2212 code for a protein of 702 amino acids. Gene Ontology annotation, biological process: transmembrane transport; monoatomic ion transport. Gene Ontology annotation, cellular component: membrane. The transcript is spliced from 6 exons. The record is from RefSeq and is a predicted model, not a curated record. NCBI's taxonomy places the organism in Eukaryota, Viridiplantae, Streptophyta, Magnoliopsida, Asterales, Asteraceae.